This is a messenger RNA of Xenopus laevis (African clawed frog), 1897 nucleotides long. It is a transcript of the gene ube2i.L, whose product is annotated as ubiquitin conjugating enzyme E2 I L homeolog. NCBI's taxonomy places the organism in Eukaryota, Metazoa, Chordata, Amphibia, Anura, Pipidae. Gene Ontology annotation, molecular function: ligase activity. The record is from RefSeq and is a predicted model, not a curated record. Gene Ontology annotation, cellular component: nucleus. The transcript has 7 exons. Bases 317 to 793 code for a protein of 158 amino acids. Gene Ontology annotation, biological process: protein sumoylation.
UAGGCCCUGCCAUGUUUCCUGAGGGCAAUAUCCACCUCAAGGCGAUUUAUUUCGAUUGAUAUCGCGAGUUAAAUAUCCGCUUAUCGGGUAUAUAUGAUAAACGGGAAGAUAUUUGCGUCAUCGCGUCUAAUACGUUACGCUAAACGCUCCCCGGGGCCUACUUAUCCACCCUGACUGACACUUUGUAGACGAUCCCUUAAAUUUAGAGCGCGGCUCCUUUAAAUGUAUAGCUGUCCGUGGCGCUGCCUGUGUACAACGCUAGGUAUUACCGACUUGGACACCGUGAAACUGUCUUCGAGUAGAGCGGAACCCUGAAAUGUCUGGCAUAGCCCUGAGCAGACUUGCACAGGAGAGAAAAGCUUGGAGAAAAGACCAUCCUUUUGGUUUUGUGGCAGUACCAACGAAAAAUCCAGAUGGCACAAUGAAUUUGAUGAACUGGGAAUGUGCUAUUCCAGGCAAGAAAGGGACCCCAUGGGAAGGUGGAUUAUUUAAAUUACGGAUGCUUUUUAAGGAUGAUUAUCCCUCCUCACCUCCUAAAUGUAAAUUUGAGCCACCCCUAUUUCACCCGAACGUCUAUCCUUCAGGCACAGUGUGUCUGUCUAUCUUAGAAGAAGAUAAGGAUUGGAGGCCAGCAAUCACAAUUAAACAGAUCUUGUUAGGAAUACAAGAACUUCUAAAUGAACCAAAUAUUCAAGAUCCAGCUCAAGCAGAGGCAUACACAAUUUACUGCCAAAACAGAGUUGAAUAUGAAAAAAGAGUCAGAGCACAAGCCAAGAAGUUUGCGCCAUCAUAAACUUCAACCGUGCAACAUCUUAAAAAAACAAAAAAAUAUAAAGGAAGGGAUUGGUUUGGCAAGAACUUGUUUACACAAAACAAAAUUUUUUUUUUUUUUUUUUGCAAAAAUUGAUUGAUGCUCCAUAGAAUUGAAACUGUCACUUAGGGGAGGGGGUCGUAUGUGUGCCAUUUUCCAUUUCCGCCACUUGUAUAGAGUUCUAAAUUUGCUGAAUAUACCCCCCCCCCCCCCCAGUUUUUUCAUACAGGGUCUCUUCCUUCAGUCUUUUUGUAUUUUGAUUGUUAUGAUGUAAAACUUGCUUUUAUUUUAAUAUUGAUGUCAGUAUUUCAACUGCUGUAAAAUGAUAAAACUUUUAUACUUCUAUAAACCCACUAGUAACCUCUAGUUUUUCCUUUUGCUCUCCGAUGCAGGCAUGCUUUUCAAAUGUUUAGAACUAUAUCUAGCCACUAGCCGGCCGUAUUAAGAACAAUGUCAUAAAUUCCACCCCCUCCCCUCCCCGAAAUUUUCUUUUUACGUCUUUAAGAAACUAGGUUGCGCUUCAACCUAGAGCCUCAGAGAUUCAAUGUCAGUCCGCAUCUCGCUUCUGCAUCACUUCCUUUUGUUUAUAUGGCGUUCUGUCUCUGUUGCUGUUUAGAUUAAAUAAACUGUUUAUAUAAAGUUUUUUUUUUUUUUUUUUUUUUUUUUUUUUCAUUGAAAGGACCACAGAACAGAAGUGUUCAGGCUUGUGAACUGACAUUGUGACUUUUUUUUUUUUCCUUUUUUGUGUGAAAUCUGUAUAUUAUAUAUAUAAAAACGACAAACUUUUUAUAUAACUGUUCUAUUCUUGCUGCGCCGUGAAAAAAGGGGGGUGAGCAUAAUAAUAAAAAAAACAAACAAAAAAAAAAAACGAUUGUAGCCUGGCAUCUUGAUGUAGUUGGCUAACGUACUGUUGUCUUGUAAUCUGAAAUGCAGAUUUUAAUAAACAGUUAGCAGUAAACCAAAAAAAAAAAUACCCUGGUAAGUAUAUUGAUCUUUGUUUAGAGAUCCUGCUUUCGUAUGAGCAAUGUACUACACGAAAUAAUGCAAAUAAAACCAGUCAAUUGGAAGUGACGUUUUGUUAAUAAA